Messenger RNA from Physella acuta, 1398 nucleotides. RefSeq names its product dynein heavy chain-like. Lineage: Eukaryota; Metazoa; Mollusca; Gastropoda; Physidae. The record is from RefSeq and is a predicted model, not a curated record.
AUGAUUGUAGAUGCCAUAGAGCUCAUGGGGGGAGACUUGAGCAUGGUUAACACUCACACGCUGUGCAGGGCGCCCAAUCAACGAGCCUUUUCGUUUGUGUCACACUUCACCUACUUCACACUUCACCUACUUCACACUUCACCUAGUUCACACUACACCUACUUCACCUACUUCACACUUCACCAACUUCACACUUCACCUACUUCACCUACUUCACACUUCACCUACUUCACACUUCACCUACUUCACACUUCACCUACUUCACACUUCACCUACUUCACACUUCACCUACUUCACACUUCACCUACUUCACACUUCACCUACUUCACACUUCACCUACUUCACACUUCACCUACUUCACACUUCACCAACUUCACACUUCACCUACUUCACACUUCACCAACUUCACACUUCACCAACUUCACACUUCACCUACUUCACACUUCACCAGCUUCACACUUCACCUACUUCACACUUUACCUACUUCACACUUCACCUACUUCACACUUCACCAACUUCACACUUCACCACCUUCAUACUUCACCUACUUCACCUACUUCACCUACUUCACACUUCACCAACUUCACACUUCACCAACUUCACACUUCACCAACUUCACACUUCACCUACUUCACACUUCACCAACUUCACACUUCACUAACUUCACACUUCACCAACUUCACACUUCACCUACUUCACACUUCACCAACUUCACACUUCACCAACUUCAAACUUCACCUACUUCACCUACUUCACCUACUUCACACUUCACCAACUUCACACUUCACCAACUUCACACUUCACCUACUUCACCUACUUCACCUACUUCACACUUCACCAACUUCACACUUCACCUACUUCACCUACUUCACACUUCACCAACUUCACACUUCACCAACUUCACACUUCACCUACUUCACCUACUUCACACUUCACCUACUUCACACUUCAUCAACUUCACACUUCACCAACUUCACACUUCACCUACUUCACCUACUUCACCUACUUCACCUACUUCACACUUCACCAACUUCACACUUCACCUACUUCACCUACUUCACACUUCACCAACUUCACACUUCACCAACUUCACACUUCACCAACUUCACACUUCACCUACUUCACCAACUUCACACUUCACCAACUUCACACUUCACCAACUUCACACUUCACCUACUUCACCUACUUCACCUACUUCACACUUCACCAACUUCACACUUCACCAACUUCACACUUCACCAACUUCACACUUCACCAACUUCACACUUCACCUACUUCACACUUCACCAACUUCACACUUCACCUACUUCACACUUCACCAACUUCACACUUCACCUACUUCACACUUCACCAACUUCACACUUCACUAACUUCACACUUCACCAACUUCACACUUAA